Molecule: messenger RNA, 1185 nt
Organism: Orbicella faveolata
Lineage: Eukaryota; Metazoa; Cnidaria; Anthozoa; Scleractinia; Merulinidae
Product: single-strand selective monofunctional uracil DNA glycosylase-like
Source: RefSeq, a predicted model, not a curated record
AUGUUAAAAAGUGAUUUUUUUGGGGGGGUGCCUUUUGGAGAUACAGCACACGUCAAGGACUGGCUUAAAAUUAAAGGAUGUGUCAAUAAACCCAAAAGAGAACAUCCAAAAAGACUUAUUCAUGGCUUGGACUGUACAAGAACUGAAGUCAGUGGAGGUCGGCUUUGGGGUUUCUUCAAAGAACACAGCAAAUCACCUGAGAAUUUUUUCCACCAAUGUUUCAUUCAUAACUAUUGUCCCCUUGUGUUCAUGACAUCAAGCGGCAAAAACAUUACUCCUCCUCAACUGCCCAAAGGUGAAAGACAACGACUGCUCAAACUUUGUGAUAAAUCUCUUGUAGAUGUUGUGAAGUUAACUGAUGUUAAGAUUGUUGUGGGAGUUGGAAAGUUUGCAGAGGAAAGAGCUCGCAAAGCUUUAAUUGACUGUGAAGUUGAAAUUUUUUCAAUAAUGCAUCCCAGCCCAGCCAGCCCAGCAGCUAAUGCUGGGUGGAGUGACAUUGUUUUGACACAGCUCACAGAUUUGGGGCUCAUGGGUUACAUUAAGAAUGAAAAUAAAAGAUAGGGCUGCACAACCUGGUGGCUUGUUUUUAAGGUUCCAAGUAUUUACAUGUACCUUAUGAAAAAUCCAGGUCUAACAAAGAUGGCUGACGGUGUGCUCUGUUUGGAGUUUACUCAUUAGAGCAGUAAAGAGUUGCAAAACACCCCAAACAAGAGAACUGCUGAAAGGCUGAUGGACUUCCUGAUUGUGUGUACUGUUUUGGUUGUAAUGAAAAUAUAUACUUUUGUUAUAUCACAUUAAAUUUUGUUGCCCAACAGAAUCAUCACAUUCUGCCAAUGCUAUGGUGUUAUUCUCUGCUUAUGAUACUCAAACAGUAAGGCUUUGCUCAAAAGGACUGCCAUCAGUGAAUCGUCAAACUCACAGCAAUUUGCUACAUGGGAGGCACACCUCCAGACUCCUCUCCACAGAGGGACACUUCCCUGUGACCUUCCCCAAAUGCUGCCACGCCCUGCACUGAAUGGGCAAUGCUUAGGCUACCAGUACAUUUCUAAGAAUCAACAAAUUUUGACUUGGCUCCCAGGCUUGGAGGAAUUAACCAAAACAAAUCACAUCAAGGGUGAGGGAUGAAAAAUUUAUUUCUUUUGUGUUAUUCCCCCAAGCCUCAGAGCCAAGUUAGAAUUUCCAAUA